Messenger RNA from Penicillium cosmopolitanum, 3120 nucleotides. RefSeq lists its product as uncharacterized. Gene Ontology annotation, biological process: protein import into nucleus. NCBI's taxonomy places the organism in Eukaryota, Fungi, Ascomycota, Eurotiomycetes, Eurotiales, Aspergillaceae. The record is from RefSeq and is a predicted model, not a curated record. The transcript has 3 exons. Gene Ontology annotation, molecular function: small GTPase binding. Gene Ontology annotation, cellular component: cytosol; nuclear envelope. The coding region runs from base 1 to 3120 and encodes 1039 amino acids.
AUGGAGCAAGAACUCCUAUCGCUCCUGGCAAACACCCAGUCGCCUCAGGCCGACGCCAGAAAAGCCGCUGAGCAACAGCUCCACGCCCUGUACUCGAACGAAUCAUUCCCCAUCUCCCUAACCGCCAUUGCUUCCCACGAGUCCGUGCCUGUGAACCUGCGCCAAUCUGCCCUCUCCAUCCUUCGCACUUUCAUCGCCGCUGGUUGGUCGUCCAGCCUGGACGAGUUCAAGGGUCAGGUCCUCGUCAACGACACAAACAAAGCCCAGAUCCGCCGCGCACUCCUCGAACUCGCAACCACAGUCGAAACUCCCGAACGUAAAGUUAAGAGCUCUGCUAGCUAUGCUGUCAGCAAGAUUGCCAGCGCCGAUUUUCCCGAUGACUGGCCAGAACUCCUCCCCGCUUUACUUCAUAUCAUCAACGAUACCUCCACCACCGAUAUCGCACUGCACGGCGCUCUGAAGGUCCUUCUGGACUUGGUGGACACUGGGUUUGGUGAGGAGCAAUUCUUCAAUGUCGCCCGUGACCUCGUUUCGUCUCUUUUCUCGGUAGCGGCGUCCGAGUCCCGGAAGCCUAUACUGCGAGCCCUCGCGGUCGCCGUUUUCAAAUCCUGCUUCGAUACACUGGAAAUGGUUCUGGAACAACACAAGCAAGCUAUCAAGUCAUUCGUUGAUGAGAUGCUAAGCGUCUGGUCGCCAUACUUUGUUUCCACCCUGGAAGCACCCUUGCCUCAGCCACCAUCCGAAGAAGAGGCGAACAAGACGGGCGAUGUUGCGACGCAGUGGCGCGGGUACGUUGCCCUGAAAAUCCAGGUCGUGAAGACUCUGAUGAAGAUCCGCAAUGUCUUCCCCGGUCUUCUCUCGGCCCAGAGCCCGAGCUAUUUCUCUACUGCCUGGGCAGAGCUCACCAAUGCUAUGCCAGUCUAUCAAAAUUUCUUCAUUGAGAACGAGCGCCAAGGUCGCCUAGAAGAUGUGGACAGUCUCGCCUACUCGCUCGAUUACCUCGUUCUGGAGGAACUGGAUCUUGUUCAAACUCUGCUGAAGGCCCCGCCUGUAAAGGCAGAGCUACACCAGCAGCUUCAGAAUGCCGGUACCGCAGCGGGCUCCUCUGGAUGGGUACCCGAGAUCAUGAAGCUGUGCAGCUCUUAUGCCCAGAUUACGAUGGAAGAGGAAGGUCUGUGGGAAAUCGAUGUGAACUUGUUCCUCUCAGAAGAGACGUCAAUUACUGCCAACUACACCCCUCGCACAUGCAGUGCUGAUCUCGCGAUCAAGACUGGCGAAUGGCUGAAGGAGAAGGCAGCCGAAGGGCUUCUGACCCAUAUGAAUACACUAUUCGCCGACUCAUCGGCCACAUGGAAAGCCCGCGAGGCAGCCCUCUAUGUCCUGAAUUCCUUGCUGAGAGACUUUGGCGAGGUGUCUCAAGAAAUCCCCUCGGAGCUCGCCACUCAUUUCAAUCAAUUUGUCCAUUACGCUCUUCAGCAGAAGGAGGAGCUUCUACGCGCGAGAGGCUACCUGGUUGCCGGUUCUUUGGCCAAGGUUGCUGGCGAUAGCUUCCAGCAGACUGCCACUUCUUAUCUGGAAGCUGCUUUGAAAGCGAUUGCCGAGGAUCCCGCAGAGGUCGUCAAGGUCGCCUGUAUACGUGUUCUACAAGAUCUUAUUCCAUCUCUGCCGAUCGAAGUGGCUCGCCCAUUCCAGGUCACCGUUAUCAACGCCAUCUCGGAAUUCGUUUCAGCGCAUGACCUCCGUGAUCAGAGUGAUUGUGACGAUCUCAAGGUGACCCUGGCGGAAACCCUCCGAGAUGUCAUUAUGGCCGAUUCGAGCGUAGUCCUUUCAUCGAUUGCUAUCGAUGUUUUGUUCAACAUUGCUAGCAGCGGGGCUGAGAACUUCCAGCUGACCAUGACCGUGACUGAGGCCUUUGAAGAUAUCGUGGACCAAAUCGCUGAUCUUGGCCCCGAUGCCUACCGCCAAAUGUGUGAAAAGGUGCUCCCUUCCCUGAUGGGUGCUAUCGAUGUCGGAAACCUCACCGAAGAGAACUCCUUGACCAACUUUGCCGCCGACCUGUUGCGAGCUCUGGCGGAGCGCAGCCUUGAGCCCAUGCCGGCAGGAUUUGUGCAAACGGUGAUGCCCAAGCUCAACUGUCUACUUCUGGAUUCUGCUGAAGCCGAGCUGAUCCGACCUGCUACCGAAGCCGUGCGCUACAUGCUUUCCCAUGAUUUUGCCCAGUUUCUGGCGUGGGACCCGCAGUCUGGAAAGGAGCCGGUCGAGGUUGUCCUGGUGAUCAUUGACCGCCUGCUUGGACCGGAUGUGGAUGACAAUGCGGCUACCGAGGUAGGACAGCUGGCGGCCGAGCUGGUGGAGCGCGCUGGACCAGAACGCCUAGGCCCCUACCUGCCGCAGCUUCUGCAAGCGGUGGCUCAGCGACUGGCGACAGCGCAACAAGCACAGUUCAUCCAGAGUCUCAUUCUAGUCUUCGCCCGAUUGACACUGAUUAGCGCACGCGAAGUGGUAGACUUCCUGGCGCAACUGGACUUGGGUAACCAGAACGGACUUGCGCUCGUACUGGGCAAGUGGCUGGAGAACUCGGUCAAUUUUGCCGGUUACGAUGAGAUCAAGCAGAAUAUUUUCGCGCUGGCGCAUCUAUACGAAUUAGGCGAUCCUCGUCUGGCGGAGGUGCCAGUCAAGGGGGAUUUGAUUGUUGAGAACACUGGGCGGAUUAAGACUCGGUCACAGGCACGCAACAACCCCGAUCGGUAUACUACCGUGCCCGCCUCUUUGAAGAUCAUCAAGGUCCUUGUGGAGGAACUCUCGGCAGCAUCAGGCAACAAGGAGAUGGACGCAGCGACGGCUGCUGCACUCGACGACGCUGGAAGUGAGGAUGGCGACGAUGACUGGGAAGACAUGCCCGGACAGGUGCUGGAUCUGGGAUUGGGUAUGACCAAGCAGCAGCUGAUGAGUUUUGCGGAGGGUGGUACUGAGAGUGUUUUCGGAGUGCGACGACGAGAUGACGAAACACAAGCGUACCUGGGUGAAUUCUUCCGACGAGCCUCGACACAACCCGGAUUCCAAGAAGUGUUUGGAGCUCUGACCCCGGAUGAGCAGGGAAAGCUACAGAGCCUGGAGUGA